GAUUACGUGAAAAUUCAGCAAAUAACGGCGGCGCGCAGUUAUCGCGAACACUGUAUAGAUUUCGAAGUGCCGCGUUGUUCCAAAUUUUCGCUGGAGCGUUGCCGACCAUCGCCAGCCUGCUCUCGGACGGUUUCCCGGCUCGAUAAAAAUCGCUGGUCGAGUUAGCGCGAACGGACUAUGGACCUGGGAGAGGUCGCGUGCUCCGCCGUCAGGUGGCGGUAGCCACAAAACAGUGGGACAUCGUACAGACACCCUGCAACGGGACUGUGCUUUUCACAGAAUUGUUUUCCGCCGUUUUUUCCCGCAAAAACCACGCUGCUCCGCGGUGAUUUCUCGCCUCCUAGGAGCCCAAUGUGGGUGGAAGUGAGAUGGCAUCCAGGGAAAAGAAACCCUUAGCGCCUUCCAAAGCAAAACAGAAGGCGAAUAAUGAUUCUGGCUUGCAGUCCAAUGAGAUUAAAAGUAGAAAGGGCAAGUCUUUGUCGAAUCUAAAGCAACAGCAGCUAGCGAGGGACAUAAUAGAGGCUGUGGCAACGGAUAGUCAACUUCCACCGAAGUUGGAGGCAAGCCUGCCACGUAAGAAGGUUCUCAGGAAUCUCAAACAUAAGCAGAAACUAAGAGUAACGAAGGCAAGUUUAAUUAAAUCGAAAGUUACAAGGAAGGUGACCAGUAGAAAUUUAUGCAGAAUAACUUCUGACAUCAAGAAGAGCCAAGCGAGGGCCAAGAGAGCCAAAUUGUCGGUGGAGAGCAGCAGCAUCAAGGCAACCGAGAUCGGCUCGAGAACAGUAGAAAAUCACGUGAACGAGGCGGAGGGUGAAAGCAUCGGGAUUGACGGAGGUAAUAGAAGUGCCAAGAAUAAUCUCAGGACUAAAAAGACCAAGUUCAUACCAAAAACUAGUGAGGUGGAGAGUGAGGUAACUCCGGACAGAGACACGGACUCGCUUGCUGGAUCCAGUACGAAGAGCAGCCCGAAGCUUAGCAGAAAGGGUAGAAGCCUGGAGAAUCUAGACACUCUGCCUAGGAGCGUCAAGUCGACCAAAUUCACCGGAUUCAAGAGGAACAGCGUCAAGCCUGACGUCGAUAUUAAAUACACGAAGGGUAGGAAGAGCACCGCCAGAGAUAUCGACUGCGGCAACAUACGGGUCGCCAAGUCGCUUCUGGACACCAAGAGCUCCAUAGAUCUCACCAUAGACGAAGUGAUAGCUUGUUCAAUGUUGAGCGACUCGGAGAUAGACAGCCAGCAGGGAAUCGAGAAAAUAGAGGGGAAAGUGACGAGGAGUAAGAAGAUGUUCGUCGAGGAGUGCACGGUGCCGGACAUUGAGAUAAAAAAGGAGCCGGACAGCGAGACGGACGCGAAGAUCAUCACCUCCGACGGCGAGAACCAGGAGGCGGAGUCCGUUCAAAGUGCAAUUCAAUUGAGGAAAAGGUCGAACGCGUCGAUUAGCCAACGGAGCCUGCGAAAUGGCAAGUUACGUCAGUCGGACCAUACCUCCGGCGUGACCGCGGUCGACCUUGACCCGAAGAAGCGUCGCCGAUUGAACUCGGACGAUCCAGUCAGCUCGGAGGUCUCCACGGACAAGGAGGUGGCGGACAGCAACGUCGACACCGAGUCUUGUUUCUCCGAGUCCAGCUGCAACGAUCCCCAGCAGGCGAUCGCCGUGCCGGCCAAGGACGAAUUGAAGAGCUUCGAGGACAGCUCGCAGACUGGCUUGCCGGAGACGGAGAACAACAACAACAACAACAACAACAACAACGGCGGCGACAACAACAGGACGACGAGCGAGAUCGGGCCGACGCUCCGCUCGAAGACGAAGGCGAAGAGCACCGAGGUCGAGGUGAAGAGCGAGACGGUGAACAAGGGCGAGUACGGGCGGAUCGGCGGGCAAGAGGAGCUGAAGAAGAGCAACGCGGACCAAGCGAGGAAAGACAACAUCCUGGCGAAACUCACGGACAAGACCAAGGGUCGGCGAAGCAGCUUGAACAUUGACAUGAAGAAGACGGUGAACUCGUUCUACGGCGCGGAGAAGCCGGACGGGAACCCCAAGUCGCAGAUCGAUCAGAUGAUCGAGAACAUCAAGCUGACGAUCGCCAAGUCCAUCGAGAGCAAGAUCUUCGGGCCGGAGAAGGGGCUCGGUUUGAGCAAGAACUUCGAGGUGCCGAAGAUCGAGGAGAUCAUCGCGCCGCUGAGCGCCGAGUCGCAGAAACUCGGGCUGGAGGAGAACGCCGACGAGGAGAAGUCUGCCAUUUCGAGGAACGAGAUCAACAAGUCGGACAGCACGGAGAAUUCGGUGGCCGAGCUGAAGCCGAAGGUGGCCGACACUGCCAAAGAAAUCGAGAAACUAGUCAUGGGUGACAUCGAGCUCGCCGAAACGCAUUCGCAGAACGUGCAGGAGAGCGAGCCACCGCCUGACACCGACGCGAAUGGCCCCGAGGUGGUGCACGUCAUAGAGGUCAGCGACAACACAACCAGCAGAGCUGCCAAGGAUCAACAGGAGGAGUCGAGCGAGGUGUCCGACUCGAUAGAGGAGCGUGAAAAGGAACAGGUUGCGGACGAUCAGGCGAGAGCGACGGACGACGGUAAGAAAGCUGGUGUUGCCAGGAAGUCCUCGAGAACGACGGACAAGGGAUCUCCCCCCGAGAACGACGACGCUGUGAAAAAGUUAGGCAAAGUAUUGAACAGAGUAGCUCAGAAGUCUAGCUCUGACCGUCGCGGCGAACUCUCGGCUGAUUCUGAUAAACCUGUGGGAAUUAUUAUUUCAAAUGUCGUGUCGCUUAAAGAUGAAUCAACGAGCAAAGCAGUUGUUUCAGAGUCCUCAGUCGUUUGCGCUUCAGUCACGUCGAAGCAGGUGCAGGAUGAAGAGGCUGUUGAAGAGAAAGCGAUGAAAACGGACGAGACAGUGAAGGUCGAAGCGAAGGAUUCUUCGAGCGAAGUCGCUGCGGAGUCUGAAGACGAGGAGGAAACUUUAGAGAGCAUCACCAAGGAGGUAGAGAGAUUGGUAACGGAGGAUCAAUUGGAAACAAGCGCGAACGAAACGCAGUGCAGGCCGGAAUCCACAAGCAAAACGGAGGUUGUUCCCUCGUCACCUAGUGAAUUGGACGCAAUUGAUGUCGUGAAGCAGGAGGUAGUAAGCGUCGCUAAAGUCGACGAAAAGAACAACGCAGGUGCAGAGAGCGAGGUCGAGGUAACUGAGAAUGCCAAAGAAGUCGAGAAAUCCGAGGAAGAGACGACGGCGCAGCUCGCAAAGGACUCCGAUUCCACGAGCCUUGUUUCCAGCGAUACGUGUAAUCUCAUCGAGGACGUGAGAAAAGAUGCAAAGGAAAGUGAAAAGGACGACAAACGCGGGGCAAGUAACAACGACGCGGAUAACAACGACUCCAAUAAAGACAGUGCCGAGGAGAAAGAUGUUUUGUACAAUAAUUCAGAGAACAAUGAUGCAACAACAACCGCCUUGAGGGAAGAGACAGAGAGAUUGAACAAUGUCGUGGAGGAACAGAAAUUAGCCGCCAGCGAUGACAAUAAGAAACGGGUGUUGAGAGCCCGGGACAAAACGAAGAAGCACGAAAGGGGGCAAACCUCCUCUAACAAGGAACGAAACGAAGGAACCGUGAAGAUAAAAUUGGAGGAGGAAGCUUGCCAAAAGUCGCACGAGGAGGAUACGCAGGAGUUGGAGGAGAAGAUUCAGAAGGUGAUCACCGAGGACACGGACGACACUCAGAACAGCACUGAGACGGAGACGACGAACGAGCUGGAACGUCAGGCCCGCACUAGACGCAGCAGAGAGGCGAAGAAACGCAAGGACGAUCAGUUGAACACUUUGAAGAACAAACGGCCGAAACGGGAGAUCCGAAGGUACGAUCAGCAGAACAAGGAGGAGACCCUGCUGGACAACGAGGUGGCAAAGAUCAACGAGAACAAUCGGUCGUUUUUGAACAAAUAUGGAAACAACACCGAGUGCACGGCGAAUUUCCGCGGCUUCUCCGAGGGUGUCAGGGGAAGCUUGGAGAAGUGCCAGGACACCGCUGAUAACAUUAGAAGCAAGUCGGAGAACGACUUGAUCAUCGCGAAAGAGCCAAGCAAGAAGACGUGCGAGAACAGGUUGUCCCGAAAUUUGUCCGAGAACCACGUGACCAAGCAGACGGAGAAUAUAGAUAUCCUGGAUGCCGAUUGCAAGCCGAUAAAGACACCAGAGACCUCGCAGAAAGACUCUGACGAGACGUCCACGUCCGGCGAGUCGUCCAGCAGCGUCAAUAUCACUCCAAAGAUUCUGGAGACGCCGGAGGACAAAGCGAAGAAGGAGUCGAUCCUGGGAAUUCUUGGUUUGGAGCCACUGGAAAAGGCUGCCGAACGAUUGAACCAUCAGAAGGCGAAGAAGGAACAGUCCACCGGCACGCUGAGAACCGUAAUCCGUGUUCACAAGGAGAAGGAGAAGGACAAGAGGCGAUCGAGGUCCCCGUUGAAAAUGGUAUUGAAACAGGGUCGCGGAGACGGUGAAGGAGAUUCACCUGAGAAUUUCUACACUAUUCAGAAGGAGUUUGGAACCAGUGGUUGGGGAGAUAGCAGCUCUGGUGCGAACCGAAAGUUCUCUACUAACCACAGACACUCUUGCGACGAAGAUAACGAAGACACAGCACCAAAGGAUCGCCAGUCACUUGUUAUUCCAGAGAAAUCCUCAUCUUUCUCUAUUCAUCCAGGACGUUUGUGCGCAGACGUCUGUUGUUAUUGUUUUGGGAAAUUUGGUUCUCUGGACACACCGAUGCAUCUUGCUCAAAUGAAGUCCGACGAGAGGCGCAAAAAGAUUUUAAACAUAGAAAGACAUCUGACCAAGGAUUCUUGCUUGUGCGACGCUUGCUACCGCCACGUGGACAGAAAGGCAAAUACGAGUCCAACAAAUAUGCAAACGAAGCCGCAGAAACAGCACAGACAACUCAUGGUGUCCAAGUGCUCGGCCCGCGAAUGUAGAGACGCUGCACGACAUCAUGUGAAACGUCGAUGGUUGCUCAAAAUAAAAGCUGGUCUGCAAAAGCAGGUGGACAUUGAUUGGGAAUCGAGUCAACACACGUCCAUGUCGUUCUGCGUCAGUCAUUACUCAAAAAUCGAACGAUUCCUGGCCUGUGCGUUGUGCAAACGUAGGCUAGCGAGAAAUCACACUCAUCAACUGUCGAACGUGGAGACCGACGAGUUGAAUCAGUUGCUUGGACAGCAGGGCAUCCCCGUUAUUCUGGCGGCCAGUACAUUCGUUUGCAAAUUGUGUCGGUAUUUCACGCAGUUGCAGUUGAAAUACAAGGACGUGGACAAUAUGAACACGAAUCACAAGUCGUUUUUCAAGAGUUACCGGAAAAGGAUCCUGCAUUAUCACAACAUCGAGGUUUUGGAAACCGAGGACGAAGAUCCUUCUCAGAGUCAGGCCAAGGACAAGGACAAGGACAAGGACAAGGACAAGAGGAAGAAGAACAAGUGUAGUACUCAGCCUAAGACCGGAACCUCGAAAUCGCCGGACGGCACGACGAACUCCGCCUCUGAGAAGUCCACCCCGGAGCCAACUAAAAACGAGGGGGUGAACUCCGAGGCGGACACCGAGAACCGUGCCGCGAAGGUAAGCUUGAACGACGAGAACGUCGCGAUAGACGUGCAGUUCCUCGGCAUCGAGAGCACCGUGGAGAAACUGAAGAAACGCAAGCUGCUCGACAUGCACUCGUUCACGACGUCGGAUACAUCGAUAUCCUGUGAUAACCCGAACGAAGUCGUCGAGAUCCUCGCGAUGGACAAAGAGGUGACGUUGACGAGAUUGCCAAAAAAACCAAGGGCGAACAACGACAUCACGCCGGUUGUGCAGAGACUCGGUGCUAAUCCCUCGAUCAGUGUUCGCACCCUUUUCCCCGGCGAGGAGGAGAUGAAUCUUCACGCCAACAUAGAGUUCGCGAACGUCCGGGAGAUAACGCCCCAGGGAUGGGAGAAGUGCGCCACUAUGAUACAGUACGACAGAGACACGAAACUCCUCUGGCAAGAGCUGCAGAGACCGUACGGGAACCAGAGCUCGUUUCUCCGGCAUUUGAUACUGCUGGAGAAGUAUUACAGAUCUGGCGACUUGGUGUUGGCCCCGAAUGCGUCGCGAAACGCCAUCAACUACUCGACCUCCGUGCAGAAUCGUUUGAUAUCGUACGAGGGGCCGGAGAAGAUGGACGAGCCGAUAAUGGAGCCGAUCGCCUCGGAGUAUCACAAUUCUCGCCGGCUGAGCGGCGGCUACGUCCUCGAGAGGGACAAGCAUUCAUUGCCGAGCACGAGUACUCCCAAACAGCUGUCGUCCACCAGCGGCGCGCAGUCUGCAAAGGGCAGCCCUCCCCGAGUCCUGAAGCUGAACCCCGGCGUGUCGAUAAUCAAGAAACCGCCCCCUAAUCUGCAACGACUGAAUCUUCCGUCUACCAGCGCCAAUUCCGCGAACGGCAACGCGAGACGAAAGGAGAGCGGCCAGAAACUGCCAGCAUCUUCCGGCGGCAAGGUGUUCCAAUUGAGCGAGCCCGAGUUCAAACGGCUGCAGAGCCUGAAGAAACAGAAACAGCAGAUGCUCACGGAGAAACAGCCGGCCGGUUCGAACUGUAGCGCGGGCGUGAAAACACCGACGCAGUACCAGAAGGCGCAGUUAGUCGCGCAGACGCAGUUUCAGAAGCACCUGAGGAUGCAACAGGAGAUGCUGAGCCGGCAAAGUAGGAGCGACUUCGAGCCGUUGAUCUGCGACGUACGCACGCUGGCCAACGAGAACAGCCCGACGCAGAACUUGCUGCACAAUCUGAACCUGCCCAAGUCGAUUCAGGUGACGACCAAGACGUGCAACCAGAUCCCGAUAUUGCCGAAAAUACCGAAAUCGUUGACGGUGAUACCGCAAACGGUCACCAGACCGGCCGAGAAAUGAGAUAUAACGGACAAACGGGGGUGAACGUGUAAGUAAACAAAACUACUAGAUGUUAAUUCUGUUAGAUGUGUGGGGGUUCGUAUUUACCGACACCCUGUGGGUAAGAAAGAAAGAAAAGAAAAGAAAAAGAAAAAAAAAAGAAGGGGAAACAAAGUGGAAACGAUCGACUGCUCAUGACGAACAACUAAAGAGAGUAAAGGUGAUGAAUUUUGCGUUUCGACGUCGAUCGCGGGAGAGAUGUUGCAGGGAAAUGUUGUGAGAAAGUUUCGUGAAGGUAUCUGCUUUGUGCAAAUGUUUGACACAGAAAAAGCAAAAAAAAAAAAAAAAAAAAAAAGAAAUACCACGAAAGAAAGGGAGAAGGAGGGAAAGAGUGCGCUGUUCAAUAGAAAAUGCUGUCCUACGAUGAAUAAUCGUACGCAUCGGAUAUUCGUCGAUGCAGGUUUGAAUCUUAUUCGCGUAUACGUGCAUAUACAUACGUUGAAAAAAAAAGAAAGAAAUAUAGUUUCGUCGAGAAAUGACGCGACACGGCGAAAAAGGAAAGCAUGCUGGGGAGUAACAAUAAUUGUGUUGACGAUCUUGUUACAUUGACAACCAAAGCAAGCAGAGAGAGAAAAGAAAGAAAAUGAAACAUGGUAUAAAGAAGGAAAUCUGUUUUCAAGGAAAAGUGCCUAAAAAAAUUAAAAAAGAAAAAGAAAUAUAUAAAUGCGAACGAAGUCGUUAGUUUUUAAAUGACAGAAUAUAUGUUGGACGAACUCGAGACACACGCUAUAUUUAUGAUUGAAUAUAUACAUAUAUAUGUAUAUAUAUAUAUACCUAUAUAUAUACAUGCAUAUAAACGAAGAAAUGAAAAGAGGGAGGUUAAGGCCCCGUAAUAUAUAGGCUUUCGAGAUUAUAUAUUUAUAUAUAUGUACUCUUUCUUUUUUUCCUUUUCCUUCUUUUAAUUCGAUCAUUUGUUCGCCGUUUUUUUCUCGUUUUUUAUUUACAUAUUUAAAUACUACAUAUAUGUAAACGAAUGAAAAGAAAAAAAAAAGAAAAAGGGAGAGAACAAACGAAUGUUGGAACGAAUGGGAGGUUUAAAGAGACAAAAGAAAAGGGCGUAUGUAUCUCGAAAGGGUUGUACAUUGAGGAGCUUUAAUUUUAUCUUCUUUUGUUUCUUCGUUUAUUUCUAAAGAAAAAAAAAAAAAAAAUAUAGAAAAGGAAACUCCUCAAUGGAGGUAUACUAUUUUUCCUCGAAUUUUUCAUGAGGAACAGAACAAGAGAACCAUAUACCCGACGAACGAAAUGAAGAAGAAACUGAUAUUUGCCUUGCUGUUGUUAAAUUUGAAAAAAAAAGAAAAAAAAAAGAAAGAAACGAGAAAAAAAAGAAACAGUUUAUUGCUAGAGACAUAUCUAUCACACGUGUUCUUUGAGGUCCUAUGUCUGGAUCUCGCGGAGAGAUCGGGUGAUGCUACGAAAAAACAGUUUCACAAAUCGGUAGUUCGUUCCUUUUUCCGCGUAUAUCCUGAGAAGAGGUAUAGUCGAUUCGUGUCGAGACGAAGUCGCGUGUGUUUACGGGACUAAUUGUAAGUUGGCGCCACGGUACAGAUACGACAGUUCCCGUACGCCGAAUAUAUUUUUGUCUACCUGAGAGAAAACGAAAAGAAAGAAAAGAAAAGUACUGCGGAAUUUUAGAGGAAAAGAGAGAGAGAGAGCGAGAGAGACAGGAAGGAAUGAAAAUAGGAUGUGACUUCUUUUUUCUUUUUGCCGUGAAUAACGACGAGAAAGAUAAUAAUAGACACCUAAAAGAGAUUUAAUUGUACAUUAGA
This is a messenger RNA of Frieseomelitta varia, 8710 nucleotides long. RefSeq lists its product as uncharacterized. The coding region runs from base 369 to 6905 and encodes 2178 amino acids. The transcript has 8 exons. The record is from RefSeq and is a predicted model, not a curated record. NCBI's taxonomy places the organism in Eukaryota, Metazoa, Arthropoda, Insecta, Hymenoptera, Apidae.